AUGGAAAUAAACGACGACUUUGAAAGAUUUUGUCAAAUUGCCCAACGUUCUCCACGCAACAGUCUAUCCCCUAUGUAUCAUUCACCCGAACCGUAUAUGGGACGUCGAAGCACACAAUGUGGUUAUCUCACUUUUGAAGACCAAAGCCAAGUAAAACGUUCCUCCAGUUUUCGAGAACCCCGCAGGUUAUCACACGUGCCCAAUACAAGGGGAAGUGGGAAUAUCAGUUCUGCUAGAUCCCCAGCUCGCUCCACACGUCACUUAUCCCCAAAUUCUCGUGGCGAACUUAGCGCAACAGCGGCAGCUAAACGAGCUUCAUUCUCAUCACAUAAUCGAAUAAAUCAGAAUGACUACUCCGGUAUAAAGGAUUGCGAGGAAACAGGUGGUCGCUUUGCAGAGUUGAACAACGGAUUGGAUGACAAUCGUACCAGUCCUAAUGUUCGUAUGAAUGCUGCCAAUCGUCAUCGAGCCGGAUCCAUGAAAGAAGUCGGGCGAAAUCGACCAAAAGCACACUAUCGACCUUCAGCCCCAGCUGUUUUUCCGGACACACUAUCUCCAACCUAUGGAUUUGAACCACAUUCGCCCGGUCGCUACUCGAACCAAAACCAAACAGGUGGACCUGAAGAGAAGUUGGUUCACGUACGACGAUUUCAGCGUAAAAAAGACGGUCAAGUGAUUAGCAAAGGUGACAAGGAUAUUCCGCAAAUAGAACUCUAUCGUUCCGUCAGUCCGACCGAUUCACAACGUGCCAUGUAUCCGCAUUCACCAGUUAGCCAAACGAAGCCGGCCAUCUACACACAUGAUGCAAGCGAUCGAUCAGACGACUCUUCGCAAAGUGAUACUGAAGUGAUUGAAAUACCGGCCAUUACAACUACGCAUGUGAAUCCAGCCUCACAUCACGGAUCUACUAGGGCCAUCCAAACAUCCGCGUUACAAUCCCCACACACCCUAUGUCCGGAAAGUCGAAAUCGAUCCCGAUCUUGGGCUUACGUGUAUGAACCGGAUUCAACCUAUCCGACACAGCAACACAUGCCAUCGCCUAACCGACUGGAUACAAGUAUUUCGAGACAACCACUCACUGUCCAAGUUUUGGGCAGCUCUCGUGUUGGAAAGACCAGUUUGUGCAUGCAGUUCCAAACAUCUGAAUCGUUAGAUGUCACUCUAGAAUGUGGUAAGUGGAUUGUUUCUUUUCGGAUUCAUCGAAAUCUGACAUGUUUACUAGUAAAUGAACGCUACGGAUAG
Echinostoma caproni is the source of this 1242-nucleotide messenger RNA. The record is from the annotation of a GenBank genome assembly. Lineage: Eukaryota; Metazoa; Platyhelminthes; Trematoda; Plagiorchiida; Echinostomatidae.